GGGAAUUUACAGGAUCGCUGAAAGCUGGCCCUGACAGGGCUGACUUGCGGAAGAGGAAUGAAUCCUUCCAAACUCCGAUCUUUGCAGGACACCGUCCCCCCCUGGCCUGCAGCUGGUGUAACAGGGAUCAUUCCCUGAAAUAGCAGGAUCCUGCCAACAGCAGGACGUCAAUAAGAUUGGUUAUAGGACGCAAAGGCCGGCGCGGAGCACGUCCCAUUAGAUCAUCCCUGGCUAAGAACCAGCACGAAUACAAGGGUUCAUUACAGGUGUAGGCGCAGAACUGGGCUAAACUCCGCCCUGAGCGUCCACGUCUAAGCUGCACCCAGGGUUAGCGGCUGGUGACGUGACACGGGCCCCUCUCGCCCCGGCCCGGCUGCGCAGGCGCCGUGCUCCCCAGCGGCCCCCAGCUUGACCGCUGCCGCUUCGGUUUCCCGGCGCCUGCGUGGCUCGGGCCGCUGGUCGCCGGUUGGGCAGCCGUUGUGGGGCCGGCGGCAGAGGAGAAGUGAGGUCCCGGGCGGGGCUCCCGGGAGCCAUGGCCUGCUCUGUUGUCCAGUUCUGCUCCUUCCAGGACCUCCAGGCCGCCCGGGACUUCCUCUUCCCGGGCCUGCGGGAGGGGAGCCCCAGCGGCGCCGUGCGCGGGGACCCCGGUAAACCAACAAACUGGGAAGAUGAUGGUUGGGGAGCAUGGGAAGAAACUGAACCCCAAGAACCUGAUGAAGAAGGAAAUACUUCCAAAGCACAAAAAUCGUCCUGGCUCCAAGACUGUGUCUUAUCCUUAUCUCCUACCAAUGAUGUUAUGGUCAUAGCUCGGGAGCAAAAAGCUGUUUUUCUAGUGCCAAAAUGGAAAUACAGUGAUAAAGGCAAGGAAGAAAUGCAGUUUGCUGUCAGCUGGAGUGGUUCUUUAAAUGUUGAAGAAGGGGAAUAUGUAACCAGUGCCCUAUGUAUCCCACUGGCAAGCCAAAAGAGGAGUUCUACUGGACGUCCUGACUGGACUUGCAUUGUGGUGGGCUUUACUUCCGGUUAUGUUCGCUUCUACACUGAGAAUGGUGUGCUCUUGCUUGCACAACUUUUGAAUGAAGAUUCAGUGUUGCAGCUUAAAUGCAGAACCUAUGAAAUCCCACGACAUCCUGGCGUGACUGAGCAGAAUGAAGAGUUGAGUAUCUUAUAUCCAGCUGCCAUUGUGACUAUUGAUGGAUUUAGCCUUUUUCAGUCUCUUCGUGCUUGUCGAAAUCAGGUAGCAAAAGCUGCAGCAUCAGGCAAUGAGAACAUACAACCACCACCAUUAGCUUAUAAAAAAUGGGGUCUACAAGAUAUUGACACUAUUAUUGAUCAUGCUAGUAUUGGUAUUAUGACUCUGUCCCCUUUUGAUCAAAUGAAGACUGCCUCCAAUAUAGGUGGAUUCAGUGCAGCAAUUAAAAACAGUCCGCCAGCCAUGUCUCAGUACAUCACUGUGGGGUCCAGUCCAUUUACUGGCUUCUUCUAUGCUUUAGAGGGGAGCGCUCAACCACUGCUAUCUCACGUCGCCCUAGCAGUUGCAAGUAAACUCACCUCCGCUUUAUUUAAUGCUGCCAGCGGUUGGCUUGGUUGGAAAAGUAAGCAUGAGGAAGACGCUGCCCCAAAGCAAAAACCGAAGGUUGAACCAGCUACCCCGUUAGCUGUAAGGUUUGGACUUCCAGAUUCUAGACGUCAUGGUGAAAGUAUAUGUCUGUCUCCAUGUAACACACUGGCGGCAGUAACUGAUGAUUUUGGCCGAGUUAUUUUAUUGGAUGUAACUAGAGGAAUUGCAGUACGCAUGUGGAAAGGCUAUCGGGGUGCACAGAUUGGCUGGAUCCAAAUAGUAGAGGACCUCCACGAGAGAGUACCAGAGAAGGUGGAUUUUCCCCCCUUUGGGAAUACUCAGGGUCCAAGUCGAGUAGCUCAGUUCAUUGUGAUCUAUGCACCAAGAAGGGGGAUUUUGGAAGUGUGGAGCACACAGCAGGGACCUAGAGUGGGAGCUUUCAAUGUGGGAAAGCACUGCAGGCUUCUGUAUCCUGGCUAUAAAAUAAUGGGCUUAAAUAAUGUUACCAGUCAGAGCUGGCAGCCACAGACUUACCAGAUCUGUCUCGUUGAUCCAGUGUCUGGAAGUGUGAAAACAGUGAAUGUUCCCUUCCAUUUAGCACUGAGUGACAAGAAGAGUGAACGAGCCAAAGACAUGCACUUAGUGAAGAAAUUAGCAGCCUUACUGAAAACAAAGUCUCCCAAUGUUGAUAUGGUUGAAAAAGAAAUAAAGGAAUUAAUUCUUGAUAUUAAAUACCCUGUAACCAAAAAACAAGCUUUGGAGAGCAUUUUGGCAAGUGAACGCUUACCAUUUUCCUGCCUUAGAAACAUCACUCAGACUUUAAUGGACACUUUAAAAAAUCAAGAGCUUGAGUCUGUUGAUGAAGGAUUGCUACAGUUCUGUGCCAAUAAACUGAAGUUACUCCAUCUUUAUGAGUCUGUCAGUCAGUUGAAUUCCCAUGGAUUUCAUUCAGACACACCAUUCUCUGAUAAUGACUUGGCUGUGUUACUAAGGCUUGAUGAAAAAGAACUGCUUAAGCUCCAGGCAUUAUUAGAGAAGUAUAAACAAGAGAAAACCAGCACUACGGUCCGAUUUUCUGAUGAUAAGGAUGGUGUGUUGCCCGUAAAAACAUUCCUGGAAUAUUUAGAAUCUGAGAAAGAUGUGGUCAACAUAAAGAAGAUAAAUGAAGAAGAAUCUGUGGCUUUAGGCAGUUUCUUUUUUUGGAAGUGUUUGCAUGGAGAAAGUUCCCCUGCGGAUGUGUGUCACACUUCGGAGUCAGCCGGACUCAGCCCUCAGCUGCUGCUGUCUCUGCUCCUGAGUGUUUGGCUUUCUAAGGAAAAAGAUAUUUUGGAUAAACCACAGUCUGUCUGCUGUCUUCAUACAGUGCUGUCUCUGUUGAGCCAGAUGAAAGUGGCCAUCGAUGAGACCUGGGACUCCCAGUCUGUGUCCCCUUGGUGGCAGCAGAUGCGCACAGCCUGUAUUCAGUCCGAGAACAACGGAGCUGCCCUAUUAUCUGCACAUGUUGGACAUUCUGUUGCUGCACAAAUAUCAAACAGUGGGACAGAGAAAAAAUUUUCCCAAACAGUUUUGGGUGCUGAUUCGGAAGCCCUCACUGACUCGUGGGAGGCCCUUUCUCUUGACACUGAGUACUGGAAACUCCUGCUGAAACAACUGGAGGAUUGUCUCUUACUUCAGACUCUGCUUCUUAGCAAAGCGAACACCCGAACCUCCAAAGUGUCGUUAGUGCAGGCUGAGCCCCUCCCGCGGCUUUCUGUUAAAAAGUUAUUAGAAGGCGGAAAAGGUGGCAUUGCAGACAGUGUAGCCAAGUGGAUAUUUAAACAGGACUUCAAUCCUGAAAUAUUAAAACUGGCUAAUAAUGAAAGAGAUGCAGAAAACCCAGAUGAACCCAAAGAAGGUAUUAACAGAGAUUUAUUUGAAGUGUCAGAGGUAGACAUGAACUUAGGAGCCAUACCAGGCUUGCUGCAGUCAGCCUAUAAGCAGUUCCCUUGUAGCCUCGAGCUGGACGUGCUGCACGCACAUUGCUGCUGGGAGUAUGUUGUUCAGUGGAACAAAGAUCCAGAGGAAGCACGGUUUUUUGUUAGGUCAAUAGAACAUUUGAAGCACAUUCUUAAUGCACAUGUUCAGAAUGGCAUUGCGCUGAUGAUGUGGAAUACAUUCUUGGUUAAAAGGUUUUCUGCUGCUACAUACUUGAUGGAUAAGGUUGGAAAAUCGCCAAAGGAUAGGUUAUGCCGAAGGGAUGUGGGGAUGAGUGAUACAGCAAUGACAUCUUUCCUUGGCUCCUGCUUGGAUCUUCUUCAGACUUUAAUGGAGGCAGAUGUUAGCAGGGAUGAGAUGCAAGUGCCCGUCCUGGACACUGAGGAUGCUUGGCUUGCUGUGGAAGGACCAAUCUCCAUAGUGGAGCUGGCCCUGGAACAGAAGCACAUCCACUACCCGCUGGUGGAGCACCAUUCGGUCCUGUGCUCCAUCUUAUAUGCGGUCAUGAGGUUUUCUCUGAAGACUGUGAAGCCGCUUUCACUUUUUGACAGUAAGGGGAAAAAUGCAUUUUUCAAAGACCUAACUUCAAUUCAGUUAUUACCUAGUGGGGAAAUGGAUCCAAAUUUUAUUUCUGUACGACAACAGUUUUUACUGAAAGUUGUCAGUGCAGCUGUCCAAGCCCAACAUUCAAUCACAAAGGACAAAGAUUCCUCAGAAGAGGCACUGACCACUCCUUUUGGGAAAGACCAAGAUUGGCCAGUGCUGGCAGUGGAUCUGGCCCAUCACCUUCAAGUCAGUGAAGAUGUUGUUAGAAGGCAUUACGUUGGGGAGCUCUACAGCCACGGAGCUGACCACCUGGGGGAAGAGGCCAUCCUCCAGGUUCAUGACAAAGAGGUCCUGGCCUCUCAGCUGCUGGUGCUGACAGGGCAGAGGCUGGCCCAGGCGCUCCUCCACACCCAGACGAAGGAAGGGAUGGAGCUGCUCGCCAGACUGCCGCCCACCCUCUGUACUUGGCUGAAAGCCAUGGACCCCCAAGAUCUUCAAAACAGAGAAGUGCCAAUUGCAACAACAGCUAAACUAUACUCAUCAGUAAAACUACAGAAGCGUCCGACACUGCGUGUCGGGCGAGCGCUUCGACUCCCCCGCACAAUCCCGUGCCGGGCCACCGCCUCGGGCUCCGGAUGCCGACAGGUUGCUUGCCCAGAGGUGUCGCCGUCGCCAUCGGCGGAGGCGUACUGGUUUGAGGUCAUCAUAUUCAUCAGAAGGGAUACUAGCAGAACCCUUAACCUGUUGUAUUUGCCAAAAUUGAGGCUCUGAGAUGCAAGCAACACAGCAAAAUUAAAUCAUAUGCAAAUUAGGAUUUGCUUUUGGCCAAGAUUGAAAGUUGUAACCACAUCAGGUAAUUGUAAAAAUGUAUUAUCUUGUAAAACUUACAUUUAAAAAAAGGGCAAAGAUGCUAAAAAUUUAAAUCCAACUUUAUUUUCCUACAAGUGUUUAGAAAUCUGCUUCUGGGAUAUGGUAGUAUUACCUGUUCUUGAGACUAAUACAGGACGCGCUUAGUGAUACUACAGCUUUAGCAAACCUACCUCACAGCUGGAUUGAGAGGCUAAAAUAAAACUAAUUUUAUACCCUCGAGUGCCUAGAGCAGUCCAAGUGCUGAAUAAUUAUUUGAUGAUCAAAACCAAAUUAACCAAAACUCUGUAAAAAGUGCUUUGAGCUCUACAAAUACCAAGUAUUUAUUGUGGUCUAUCUUUGGAAUGUAGCCAUACAGUGCAAUUACUGAUAUCUGUCAUGGGUCACAGCUGUUAUUCAUAGUAACUCAUUGGGAUAGAGAAGUUUGUUUCUUCACGUCCUUGUAAGAAGCCAACUCUAACAAUUGUAGAAAGCUGGGUUACAUGUCCAUCAGGGAUAUAAAGAAAAAAGUCUAUUGUUUGAGGAUACCCCAAAGUAAAUUAUUUUAACUAAAAGAUCACAUCCAAGUAAGAACUUAACUGCCUAAAACUUAAUAAUUACUGUUUGAUUUUAAAACUCAAAAGAUAAAAUUUUAAGAUGUCUUGAGUAUUUGGGGUGAGGGCCUGUGAGUCUGACUGAGGUGCACACCGUGUACAGUGGGAGCUUUGAAGAGCAGCUCGGAUCACCACUGCACCAUCCAGACACGUCGGUAUGAUUUCUGCUAAAUGCAGCUAGCUUAUAUAGUCACUUGUUAUAUAUAUCUUAAAAGAUUAGUUUUUCUAUGAUUUUUCUAAAUACUCUGAAAGUAGUUAUGAAUUUUGGAGGCUGGUCUAAGAAACGUGGAAUUAUACAUAUUUUUAAAAAUAUUAAAUCCUCAUUUUGAUUCCAUUAUCAUUUUGGGGGUGGGGUACCUAAUAAGCAUUUUAGAUGAUAAACCGUUCAAUUUACUGAUAGAACAUAUCAUCAAAUUGGGAUUGUUGAGAAUAGUAAGAUGAAAUAUGGUUCAUAGAACCAUAACAAAUCAAGUCUGUAGUUAGAUUUAUAAUCCUAAAAAUUUACCACUCAUAGAAUUUUUAAAUUGAAUUCUGAGACAUACAGUUAAGAAAAGCAGUUCAGUAUUUUAUGUUUCAUCAAGGGCUUUUAAAAUCUGACAAGAGAGAAAGGAAAGUCAAUUCCUACAUACGUGUGUGUGUGUGUGUGUGUGUGUGUGUGUGUGUGUGUGUGUGUUCUGUAACAAUGAAGAGCCACACAGGAAUUAGCUUUUAUGUAGGGGGUGGUUUCUGAAACACAUGUAAGUUGCAGUUAUUAAUAGGAAGCCAAGAACCAGUAGUGUUUUCCUAGAUAGACUCCAUACCCUUUCUUGACAUUAAAUAAGCAUUUUGUAAAUUCCAUUGUACAAUGCUGAAGGACAAAAGUGUUCAAAUAAUUGUUACUUCUGCAGGUUGUGUUUCGGUAAUAGAACUAGGAGAGCCAGGAUAAAUGUAGAUGAAGAGGAAUAUAGCACCAAGCUUCUAAAUGUUUCAUAAUUUUGCAAAAAAAGAAACAGAGAAGAGGAUUUCACCUCUGUUACAAAACUUCAUCUAAGGGUUAGAGUAAGUACUGUUAUAUUUAACUUGCUUUCUUAAAAAAAAAAUAUGGUAAUUGUAAUCUAAAAUCAUAGAAAACCCAGAUUUAAUAAUAGUAAGUCGACAUGGAAUUUGACAUUCACUUAGAAGUUGCUGUUGUUCAUUUCACUUUUAAGAUAUAAAUAUUUUAAAAAUACUUGGUAGCAAGAGUGAAAGCCCUUUCUCACCCUGGUAGGAAUGGAUGUGUUGGGCUUCUAAAAGCUAGAUUUCUGCUGAAGAGAUCAGCCUUCCCUAGAAAGAUUUUAAUCCAAUGCUGAAUUGUUUAUAAAAUGCUCUAUAUAUUAUCUAUUGUAAUGUAAGUAGUGAAAUUCUGUAUAUACUUACAUUUUCUGUGUCUGUUCCUUGUUGUGAACUUAUGUAUAUUAAAGAAAUAAAUUUUCAGCUUUCA
Messenger RNA from Manis javanica (Malayan pangolin), 6997 nucleotides. Lineage: Eukaryota; Metazoa; Chordata; Mammalia; Pholidota; Manidae. The record is from RefSeq and is a predicted model, not a curated record.